AACGGGAAACAACCACAAAUGAUAAAAAUGGCUUUUUGCUCUUUUUGGAAGGAGGCUGAGGGAAACUUUGAAAAAUGACAGUUUUUUUAAUAUUUUUUUUGUUUUCCGGAAAUGUUUAAAACUUGGGUAGCAACCAGACCCUUCGGGGUCGGAGAUCGGGGUUUGCCGGGGAAGGCAUGUCGGGGUUCGGGGUCGGGUUGCUACUCUAGUUUAAACUUAUUACUAUUUUAUAGUAAUAAGUAAGGAUCGCUUAGGGUGUUUCCUCUCCCUCCCGUCAAAUAGCCAACCGGAUUUAAAAGCUUAUGAGUAUUUUAGGAGUAUCUUCUAGUGGGGUCUGAUUAUAAUGUUUUUAAGAAUGAUUCUUUGAUUUUCCCAAAAAAUUUAAUUUUUAUCUUUGCCUUGUUAUUAGAAUUAGAAUUAGAAGUCUGAAUGUUUACACCUUCAUUAUGUUUAGCAAACACUAGAGCUAAGGCAAUAGUAGUAGCACCACCACCAAUUAAUACUCACCAAAUAAUUCAAUGUUUUACUCCUUUUCCUGCCGGCCAUCGAGCGGUCUACUUUAGCGUUCAUUUUUUCAGAAGUCUAAAAUUUUAAAAAGAAAUUUCUCUAAAUUUUAGAUGUUGGGUAUGUUUACUAAUGCUGGGUAUGUGCUUAAUAAAAGGCUUUAGCCAGUCGGUGUUUUGAUGAUUUUUCUAACAAAAUUUUUUAAACUUUUUUUCAUCAUCUUACAGUUGGAUUUAUUUUUGUUCUCAAUUUUUUUACAUUUAAUUUUUUAGUAAUUAAACCAAAACUACAAAAAUGUCUGCCAUCCCUCCACCUCAAAUUGUUACUUCUCCCUCCAAUUGUAUUUACUUCAAUUCGGGCCCUAAUCAAACAAUUUAUUUUAGCGUAUUUUUUAAUAUUUAAUUUUUAAAAUUUUUGAUUUACCUUAGAUACAAAACACUGGAACUAGAAUGAUUAUUUUCAAAAUUACAACCAAUUCUCAAAUGAUUUUCAUAACCCCAACUACUGGAAACUUGAAAGGAAAAGAAGAAAUCAAAAUUCAAUUAACAAAAAGAUGCUCGGCAAAAAAAUCAGAAACAAUAACUAUUGAAUGGAUGAACAAGAUAUUUGGGAAACAAAAUUUAUUUGCUUCAAAUGGGAUAGUCUUCACGCCCCAGAUACAAUUUUCUUUAAAAACUUUCUGUCCAGAUUUAGCCAAUUGGUCCAUUCUAUAG
Molecule: messenger RNA, 1217 nt
Organism: Meloidogyne enterolobii
Lineage: Eukaryota; Metazoa; Nematoda; Chromadorea; Rhabditida; Meloidogynidae
Source: the annotation of a GenBank genome assembly